AUGAAUGCACGCCAAGGAGUUAGAUAUGUUGCUCUGGAAGGCUUAGAUGUUGAUAACACCCAAACCAUGAGGCCUGUACCUGCAGAUGGGAGGACAGUCGGAGAAAUUGUUUUCAGGGAAAUUAAAGACAGAUCGAAGGAUAUAAUCAUUUCAGGAGGUGAAAACAUCAGUAGUGUAGAGGUUGAGAAUGUUCUGUACCAACACCCGGACAUAUUUGAAGUAUCUGUAGUCGCUCGGCCUGAUGAACAAUGGGGUGAAUCAUUGUGUGCAUUUGUGACAUUAAAGCCAGAAGUCAAUAAUUCUGAUCAACGCCGCCUAGCAGAAGAUAUAAUGAAGUUCAGUCAAGCAAAGAUGCCGGGUUAUUGGGUUACGAAGUCCAUAUUUUUUGGUCCCUUGCCAAAAACAGCCACCGGAAAAACACAGAAGCAUUUGCUGAGAGCAAAGGCAAAGGAAAUGGGACCUGUAAAGAAGAGUAGAUUAUAA
Fraxinus pennsylvanica is the source of this 483-nucleotide messenger RNA. The record is from the annotation of a GenBank genome assembly. Lineage: Eukaryota; Viridiplantae; Streptophyta; Magnoliopsida; Lamiales; Oleaceae.